Capsella rubella is the source of this 1962-nucleotide messenger RNA. Its product is annotated as ferrochelatase-1, chloroplastic/mitochondrial. Gene Ontology annotation, biological process: heme biosynthetic process. The transcript is spliced from 8 exons. The record is from RefSeq and is a predicted model, not a curated record. The coding region runs from base 174 to 1604 and encodes 476 amino acids. Gene Ontology annotation, molecular function: protoporphyrin ferrochelatase activity. NCBI's taxonomy places the organism in Eukaryota, Viridiplantae, Streptophyta, Magnoliopsida, Brassicales, Brassicaceae.
GAAAAGUCUCGCCUUUACCUAACCAGACCUUCUUCGCAUUUUCGUCUUCCUUCGUGAAUCGUGAUCUUCCAUUUCUCUCGCUUUUAAAGACCUAAUCAAAACCCUAAACCCCGCAACCCCUUUCGAAUUCUUCGCUCUCUCUCUCUCUGAAUCGAUUUGUGACAUUUGUAGCUAUGGAAGCAACGGCGUUAUCAUCUGGGUUUAAUCCUCUUGUGAAGCGUAACGGUUAUAGAGUUCCAAGGUCAUGUUAUCAGAGAAAGUUUGUGUCUUUGGUUCGAUGUGAUAUAAAGGAGAUAUCUUUUGGACUCAACAAGGAAUCGAAACUUGAAGGGUCGUCUAUUGCGAUCACGCGCCGUGGAUUGAGUUUUAAGACGAAUGUUUUUGAGCAAGCUCGUUCUGUAGCUGGAGACUCUUCUUUUGAUGAUGUUAAAACAGUUAAAGCACGUUCUCAUGUUGCAGAAGAUAAGAUUGGUGUCUUGCUUUUGAAUUUAGGUGGCCCUGAAACUCUUAAUGAUGUACAACCUUUCUUGUAUAAUCUCUUUGCUGAUCCGGAUAUUAUAAGGCUACCUAGACCAUUUCAGUUUCUUCAAGGUACUAUAGCGAAAUUGAUAUCUGUAGUUCGUGCUCCGAAAUCGAAAGAAGGGUACGCUGCUAUUGGUGGUGGCUCUCCUUUGCGUAAAAUAACUGAUGAGCAAGCAGAUGCUAUUCAGAUGGCGUUGCAAGCGAAGAACAUUGCUGCUAAUGUCUAUGUAGGGAUGCGGUAUUGGUAUCCAUUCACUGAGGAAGCUGUUCAGCAGAUAAAGAAGGACAAAAUUACAAGACUUGUUGUACUACCAUUGUACCCUCAGUAUUCUAUCUCCACGACGGGUUCAAGCAUCCGCGUUCUCCAAGACUUAUUCAGGAAAGAUCCAUACCUAGCUGGAGUUCCUGUUGCUAUCAUACAGUCGUGGUACCAAAGGCGAGGCUAUGUCAAUUCCAUGGCCGACCUCAUUGAGAAAGAACUUCAAACAUUCUCUGAUCCUAAGGAGGUUAUGAUAUUCUUCAGUGCCCAUGGUGUUCCAGUCAGCUACGUAGAGAAUUCUGGAGAUCCAUAUCAGAAGCAGAUGGAAGAAUGUAUUUACUUGAUAAUGGAAGAGCUAAAAGCCAGAGGAGUUCCUAACGACCAUAAAUUGGCAUACCAGAGUCGUGUUGGGCCUGUUGAGUGGCUGAAGCCAUACACUGAUGAGGUUCUUGUAGACCUUGGUAAGAGUGGUGUUAAGAGUCUACUAGCCGUUCCAGUCAGUUUCGUGAGUGAGCACAUUGAGACUCUUGAAGAGAUAGACAUGGAGUAUAGGGAAUUAGCUCUGGAGUCAGGGGUAGAGAACUGGGGGCGGGUUCCAGCGCUAGGUCUCACGCCAUCUUUCAUCACCGACUUGGCUGAUGCAGUGAUAGAAUCUCUUCCUUCAGCAGAAGCAAUGUCGAACCCAAACGCAGUGGUCUCAGAAGAUAGUGAGUCGUCAGAUGCUUUCAGUUACAUUGUCAAGAUGUUCUUUGGUUCGAUUCUGGCUUUCGCACUGCUUCUCUCCCCAAAGAUGUUCCAUGCUUUCAGGAACCAUAUUAUCUAGAAAGAAACUUAAAUAGGAUUUCCGAUGAAAAUUCGGUUUUGUGUUAGUCUUUUCUUGGAGACAUAUCUUGGUUAAAUUCAAUGUAUAUAGUCCAAUCUUUUGAAGUACUAGUACAUCAGCUCUAAGCUGAUGUGGUUGAGUAGUUCAAUAGAUUGGACUAUAUAUAUUAAAUUUGACUAAGAAAUAAACUUAGAGGAUUGGAAUAAAGAAUGAGAAGGGUUACUAGAAAGUUCUUGAGGAAGAGACAGGAUUAGAUGUAUUUCAAAUUGAUGAUGCAUUUAGCUACAAGCCUACAAAACAUAGUGCUACGUUCCUCUUAGAGAUGAGGAGAGGAGUAAAUUCUAUUAUUUAUUUUUUC